Fundulus heteroclitus (mummichog) is the source of this 2863-nucleotide messenger RNA. RefSeq names its product 5-hydroxytryptamine (serotonin) receptor 1B (gene htr1b). The transcript has a single exon. Lineage: Eukaryota; Metazoa; Chordata; Actinopteri; Cyprinodontiformes; Fundulidae. Gene Ontology annotation, cellular component: plasma membrane. The record is from RefSeq and is a predicted model, not a curated record. The coding region runs from base 426 to 1559 and encodes 377 amino acids. Gene Ontology annotation, biological process: vasoconstriction; bone remodeling; adenylate cyclase-activating adrenergic receptor signaling pathway. Gene Ontology annotation, molecular function: G protein-coupled serotonin receptor activity.
AGUGGCACUUGCUUGAUGUCAGAGUCUAUAUAAAAUGAGGCGUCAGGUCGCAUCUCCAUUCAGCCACAAGGGGCCCAAGGAGUCACUCCUCUGGAAAGCAUCUGGUCUACGUGCGGAUCGAUUGAGACAUGCUCCCAGAUGUUGAAACAUCCGGACGCACCGCUCUACGUUUCCUCUCCAACCUUUUCUGUCUCUUUGAGCGCGAUCGCAGUUAGAAAGUUAUUUUGUGGAUAAAAGAGAGAAAAAAAAUGAAAAAGAUUUAUGGACAUCUGGUUCUGCAUUUUUCCAGCCGAACACGAAUAAAAACAGAAAGUAUGGAUAAGCAUUUAUUUGUUUCUAUCUAGCUGUGCCACUUCCCUGGCUGGCUGGCACGCAGCGGCCUCCAGAGAUGACCAGCAUCGGUGGAUGAAAUAAAAGUGGAAGUUAUGGAGAUUUCUGGGCAACUCGAGCCAACUCAGCCGCUGAACGCCUCCAAUGACAGCUUCGUCUCACACUUACCAUCCGCAGCCGAGAGCGCAGAGAGCCUCGCCUAUCAGAUUUCUCUGGCUGCGAUCCUCUCGGCCAUUACGCUCGCCACCACUCUAUCCAACGCCUUUGUCAUUGCAACCAUUUCCCAGUCGAAGAAGCUGCAAACUCCGGCGAACUUCCUGAUUGCCUCUCUGGCGGUGACCGACCUCCUGGUGUCCAUUCUGGUGAUGCCCAUCUGCGUCCUGUACACGGUGAUCCACACCUGGACGCUCGGCCAGAUCGUCUGCGACAUCUGGCUCUCCUCGGACAUAACGUGCUGCACCGCGUCGAUCCUGCAUCUGUGCGUAAUAGCGCUGGAUAGGUACUGGGCCAUCACGGACGCAGUGGAGUACUCCAAAAAGCGGACGCCGGGACGCGCAGCCGGCAUGGUGGCCACGGCUUGGGUCAUCGCCAUCUCCAUCUCCCUCCCGCCUCUCUUCUGGAGGCAGGUGAAGGCGGAUGAGCUGACCAGCUGCAGCGUCAACACGGACCACAUCUUUUACACCAUCUAUUCCACCUUCGGGGCGUUCUACAUCCCCACCCUGCUCCUCAUCGUCUUGUACGGGAGGAUAUACGUGGAGGCUCGCAAGCGCAUUCUGAAACAGUCUCCAAAGAAGGCUGGGAAGAGACUGACCUCUGCGCACCUGGUCACCAACUCCCCUGGGUCCGUGGCCUCCACCACGUCGCUGCAGUGCGGGAGGCACGACACCCCGUCCAGCGACACCGGCUCUGCAACCAGCGAGAACCAGGUGAAAGUCACGGUGUCGGACGCGCUCUUGGAGAAAAAGCGCAUUUCUGCGGCCAGAGAAAGGAAAGCGACCAAGACGCUGGGGAUCAUCCUGGGCGCGUAUAUCAUCUGCUGGCUUCCGUUUUUCAUUUACACCUUACUGGUGGCCACGUGUGAGACGUGUCUGAACCCCGAGCUGUUCGACUUUUUCACCUGGCUGGGAUACCUGAACUCUCUGAUCAACCCCAUCAUUUACACCAUGUCCAACGAGGACUUCAAGAAGGCUUUCCAAAAACUGGUCCGCUUCAACUGCUGCAGGUCCUGAACUGUUUCACCAAACUGGGGGAAAAAAAAAUCUAUAAAAGAUUUAUAAAGAUUAAUAUGUUUGUUUUAUAUAAAACUCCGGGAUGUCCGAUUAAAUUCCCCUCAUUGGUAAAUUAUUGAGACUUUCUUACAUUUUACCCUUUCAUUUUUUUUGCUGUUUACAGUUCAUACUUAUAAACUAACCAUGGCUCUUAAACCACGGUGGACCAGUUUAUUUAUUUUUGCUGUAGUUAAAUGGUUCGAUGAAUUAUGGAGAUAGUAAGUAAUUAAAAGCGCUAAUAUCAAGUCAUUCAAUAAAAUCCUUCAUUGCUAUUAUCUGAAAGUUUUGUAUUAAAUCCUAUUCUCAUUCAUUUUGGUUGUUUGCUGGUCAUCUUGCCCCCUUGCCAUUUCAGACCUACGCAGCUUUGGUGGUUUCAGGGUUCAAGGUUGACUUUCUUAUCACAGAGGAACAAUUUGUUGUGUAGACAAGCACAGCAGCAACAUAAUAAAAACGAAUAAAAGGUCUUGGUUCAUCAUCAGAUCGCUAAAUUCACCAAGCUGACAGCAGCGGAAAUAAAAGAGCCUGUCUGUUCUACCGUGUAGCUCCAUCCUGAAGGCAGCGGGGGAUAUUCUGCCCAUAAAGAUUGGCUGCGGUCAGCCGGGAUGAUCUUAGCCGUCUUUGAAGAUCUGGUUUUAUAGAGGUCACAACGUUCAUUCAGGCGCAUUCUGCUGGAUUUUCUUUUAUUUCUCUCUCUCUCUCUUCUUCUCUUAGGCUGUCUCUCUUAUUUUUCAUGUCAUUGUGUUGCAUUUAUUUUCAAAGCCACUUGUUCAUCUACUUAUCCAGGUACGCUGCUUUCUGCACGCACACAGGGUCACACGUGCAUGUCCACGUUGUGUAAUAGUGAUUCCAGGCCAUGGUCAGACUUCUCACUGCUGAAGAGUGACACAAUGACAGAGUCGUCUGCAGAUUUGAGAAUGGUGGGAGGGCUCUGGUUGUCGUUUGUAUAGAAAACGAAACAGGAGGGGAAAGGACUCCAUCUUAGGGGAGUACCAGUGGAAGAACAAAGGGGCUCAGAUAAAACAGCAUUUACUCUGACCUGAAGUGUCCUCAAAGGCAAAAAAUACAUCAACCAGGAAUGAAAAUUGAUAUUGAAUAAAUACUUUAGUCUGUCUGCUAAAAUCUUUCAUACCCAUCUCUUUCUGGCAUGAAACUGUGCCAUGCGUUCGAUCCGUCUUCUUUUUCGUAUGAUCUACUCAUUGUCUACUGUGGGGGAAUGUGCUUUUGUGAAUGCAAUAAAAAUAUCUGCCCCCAGGGGGUUACUCAGA